Messenger RNA from Aphidius gifuensis, 5051 nucleotides. Its product is annotated as ubiquitin carboxyl-terminal hydrolase 3-like. Lineage: Eukaryota; Metazoa; Arthropoda; Insecta; Hymenoptera; Braconidae. Gene Ontology annotation, molecular function: cysteine-type deubiquitinase activity; zinc ion binding. The record is from RefSeq and is a predicted model, not a curated record. Gene Ontology annotation, cellular component: cytoplasm. The coding region runs from base 1213 to 2826 and encodes 537 amino acids. Gene Ontology annotation, biological process: protein deubiquitination. The transcript has 7 exons.
UAUGAAUACAUAAAAAUUAAAACUUAAUUAAAAGCUGUAAUAUGACUUGAUCUAGGAACGAGCAUAGAGAUAGAAAAUUACUCAAUCAUCAAGACUUGCGCAGUUGAUCCAACAACAACCACCAUGACCUAACUCUUAUAUUCUCUUAAGCCAGUUUUACCCAGUCAAACCCGACAAAUAAAAACCACACAGUAAGAGCAAGUAAGAAACAAUAAACUAAAAAGAGAGAAUAAAUAAAAAAAAAAAGAGUAAAACCUUUCCAAUAAUUUUUAGUUUCAUCGUUACUUCAUUCCGUGUGUUCAAGUGUCACGUCUAUCUUGUCGUUUACUCAUUAAAUAAAUAACAAUUAGAAAUAAUAAUUUUAAUAAAUCAACAAUUAAUUACAUAAACAAAUUAAUAAAAUAAAUAAAUUUACAUAAGAGUAUCAAGUUCUAAUAAAUUCUUAUUCGUUUUUUAUUUUAUUUUUUUACCUCUUGCGUAUAAUCGUUCAGUCUGAGAGGUAAUAAAAACAUCUCUCCAUAUUUUUUAAUUUUUUAAAUAUAUUAUUAUGAUAUAAAUGUAAUUUAUCAUGUGUAUGUGACUAUGUGUAAGAUGUGUAAAUACGUCAUGUGUGUGUUGUAAAAUUGCCAUACGAAAUACGAAUUGAGUUGGUUCAAGUUGGUUGUUGGUUGGUCGAUGCUGCGCACUGAGAUCAUUGUUACGUUAUCUCUUUCUCUCUCACUUUUAACUAAUAAGAAAUAAAAUAAAUAAUAAAAAAAAAGAAGAAAAAAAAACGAGUUUGCUUGUACACCAAGUUGGUGGUAAUGUGUGGUACUCAUGAUAUGUGACAGAUAUUACAGGGUAUCCCAAUGUGCUCGUCAAUCUCUGAAGAUGUUGGUUAAAAUUUCAACAAAAUUACAAUUAAUUUAAUCAUUAAAACCACAAUAAUAAUGCAAAAUUAAUUAAUAUCUAUUAUCAAGUUAAUUAUCCAUCAAAUAUUGUGCAAAUUUAUUUAUUAUUUUUUUUUUUAAAGUGUUCAAACUAGAUUUAGCCAGAGUGUAACUAGAAAACAUCAAAAAAAAAAAAAUUACAGUGUACAGUUAAUUGUAAAAAAAAUAUAAACAAUAUGAUGAUUAUUUAAAUAAUUAUCAUAUUACUGUUAAAAUAUAAAAACAAUAUAUAAAAAAAAUAUAUAAUUAACAGAUAUAUUUUUUUUUUUAACAAGUUUUAAAAAUGGAGUGUCCACAUCUAGCACAAAGCGUCCGUCUUGGAAACGAUGAUGUCGAGCCAAAUUACACCAAGGAAUUACCAUUCGUAUGCGCAGUGUGUGGCACGGAAAAAAGUACUUGGUUGUGUCUGCACUGCGGUACCGUACACUGUGGGCGUUAUGUUGAUGGUCAUGCCCUCGAGCAUCAUAAAGAAAAUCCUCAUCACUGUGUAUGCAUUGAUUGUGAAAAUCUCGCUGUAUUUUGUUAUUCAUGUGAUGAUUAUGUUGUUAAUGAUACAUCAAGUGGUCAAAUUGAAAAAAUACGUCAAACAAAAUUUCGUAAAUGUGAACAAAAAGAAAAUGAUGAAAGUUGGAGUUCAUCAACAUCACAAGAUCUUGAUAAUGUUAAUGUUGAUAAUGAUCCAGAUGAAAUAUGGAAAACAGAAGUUGUUGUUAGAAAUUUAAGACCACGUACACGUAAAAGAUUACAUUCAUUAGAUGGUACUAGUGGUGAUAAUAGAUCAGCAACAAAAAGACGUACAUCAAAAAUAACCAAAGAAAAAAAAGUUGUUGGUUUAAGAAAUCUUGGUAAUACAUGUUUUAUGAAUGUUGUCCUACAAUCAUUUAAUAAUAUUAGUCAUUUUUGUGAAUAUUUAACACAAAUGCCAAGUUUAGAAGGUAUUGCAUUUAAUGAAACACCAACACAUAGAGGUAGAAUUGUUGCUCCAGGAAGAGCCAAAGAACUUAGUGAUGCAUUACUUGCUGAAGAAUUAAGAAAAGUUUUACUUAAUCUCAGUUUAGGUGGUAAUGGUCAAGCAAUAUCACCAGAAUGUUUAUUUCUUGUUAUAUGGAAAGUUGUACCACGUUUUCGUGGUUAUCAACAACAAGAUGCUCAUGAAUUUCUUACCUAUAUGCUUGAUAGAUUACACACUGAAUUAUUACAAUUAAUACCAAGGCUUGGUCAUGAACCACUUGGUCUUCGUGGUAAACAAAGUAUUGUUACAGCUGUAUUUGGUGGUACACUACUUAGUGUUGUUCAUUGUAUGAAUUGUCGAACGGACUCAAAAACACAUGAGCCAUUUCAAGAUUUAUCACUGGAUAUACCGGAAAAAUUACAAAGAACAAGAUCAAAGGAACAAGAAGAAAUAUGUAGUCUUACAUGUAGUUUAUCAAGAUUUUUCAAGGUCGAAGAACUUGCUGAUAGUGAGCUGUAUUUUUGUGAUAGCUGUACUGGUAAACAACGAUCAACAAAAAGAUUCUGGAUUCACAGGCUACCUAAUGUUUUGUGUCUUCACAUUAAAAGAUUUAGAUGGUGCAAUUCAUAUCGUUCCAAGGUAGAUACACAGGUUGAUUUUCCAAUGGAAUCACUUGAUAUGUCUGUAUACACAGUAAGGGGUUCAGCUGGUGUUAAAAUUGGACCACAAAAUAACAGUCAUUUGUAUGAUCUUGCUGCUGUUAUUGUUCAUCAUGGAUCUGGAGCUGGUACUGGACAUUACACUGCAUUUGCUGUUCAUGAUGGACAAUGGUUUCAUUUUAAUGACAGUAGUGUACGACCAGUUAGCACUGAACUUGUUGCUAAAUGUAAACCAUACAUAUUAUUUUAUGUACGACGUGAAUUUUCAAUUCCACCACCAUUGUGACGUUGUAAAAAUAAUAAAUUAUCAACAACAAAUGAUAAUGAUGAUGAUGACGAGGAGGACAUUGUUGAAAAUAUUGAUAAUGAUAAAAAAAUUGAUUAAGAAUAUCUAUAUUAUAAAGAUAGUUGAUCUUUAAUGAAAUAAUUGAUGAAAAAAAAAAUAUUAAUAAUUAUGAUGAUGAUCGAUGUGUUUCGAAAUAUUUCUUUGAUCAUAACGAUGCAUUCUUAGAUUUAAUAAUUAUCCCAAAUUUAUUAUAACCCACCCAAUCUUGUAAUAAUUAGAAUGCCUCGUUCCGUCGAUCAAUCAUUUUAAUUUUUUUUUUUUUUUUCAAUCACUUUGCCACGUUUUAAUAUCAAAUAUUUGCGUGGUAUUAUUUUUUUUUUCGGUUUUAUUUUUUGACAUCUAAUCACACCCUUUUUACAACUCCGUCCUGCUCGCGGAAAAACUUUAAUUAAAAAAAUAAUAUUAUCGUUAUAAACGAGCAUAAUAAUGGUUUUUGUUUUUUCAAUCAAUAAUUAGAUUUAUUUUGUUUUUAAAUUUUUUUAUUAAGAAAUACUGAUAUUAAUUUGAAGAAAAAUUAAUUAUUUUAUUGAACUAUGACUUUGUCAAUCAUGUUUUUAGUCUUUUUUUUUUUUAAUUUUAUUUAGAAGGACAUAUGUUUAAAAUUUUAUAUUUAUUAACUAUCAAUAUACUUCAAAUUGAUUUGAUAUAUAUUUUUUUUAAUGGCACCGCGACACCCCUAGACGCUUUAGCCAUAUUUUUCUUAUCAAAAAAAUUAAUUAUCGUGUAUUAUCAAUUGACAGUGUGUGUGUCUCUCCUCGUCUCAAUGUUUUUUGUUUUUUUUUUUUAUUUUUUUUUUAAUCUUGAUUAUUUGAAAAUAAAAUUUAACUUUCAUUUAAUAGAUAAUCAAAUAAAUUAUAUAUUUUUCUAGCUGCGGGACAAAUAGGUGAAAGAAAAAUUAAAAAAAAAAGAGUUGCCAAUCGUUUUUACGUUUAAAAAGUAAAAACAAUAAUUUAAAUUAAAAAUAAAAAUAUAUUAAAUGAAAUAAUAUCGUUAAAAAGAAUUUUAAAAAAAUUUUGAAAUAUUAAAAAAUACAACGGUAGUUCAUUGUGAUAUAAAUAAAAAACGAAGGCAUUAUUAAGGGUGUGUUUAACGUGUGGUCGUAAAAAAAAAAAGAAUUAAAAAAAAAAACAAUAAUUAUGAAAACUGUAUAAAUCUUUAUUGUAGUAAUAUUAAUAAUGUAUGUGUAUAGAUGAUAUGGGUGUGUAUUUAUAAUACGCGUGCGAAUGAAAAUAAUAAAAGAAAAAAAAAAGAAAAAAAAGUUAAUAAUAGUUAUAAUAAUAACAAAACAAGAAUAGGAAAAAUUGAAUCGAUUUUAUUCGACAAGAUAAAUUAUUACUAAAAGAAAUUAAACAGAAUAUUGCAUUUUCGCUUAAUUGCAGUUUUUAUUUUCGCGGUGUCGCGGUUAAAAAGAAAAUUAACUAUUUAUUUUUUUUUUCUGUAUAAUUAUAAACUAUUAAACUUUUAUAAAGUUUAAAUAAAGAUAUUAAACUCAAAUAUUUCCAAGAAUCAUGAGCAUUAAAGACAAGCAAAUUGGAAAAUUAUUAACUUCAUUUUUUUUACUACAAAAUUUACUUGAAAAAUAACUGCCAUCCCUCCAUGUCGGUAUUUGCGCAAAAAACUAAUCCAAAUUAAUAAAUUAUUUAUUAUUUAUUAUUAAUUAUAAUGAUUAUUAUUUUUUUAUUUAAAUAAUAUUAACGAGCAAAAAAAAAAAAAAAAAAGUAGUCAUCCCAGUGAAAAAUUAUUUUGGGAUUUCGCGCAAAUUAUUUAUCCGACGAAAAAUUCAAUAAAUAAAAUAAAUGAAACAAUAAUAAAUAUGCUCGAUGACUGUUAUGUGAUUAUUUAAAGACUUAUUUUUUUUAUAACAAUUAAACAAUAACGAUAAACAAUAAAUGUAAGUUUGCGCGUUAGGCGAAUUAAAAAAUAAAAAAAAAACAGUUUAUUGAAUUUAAAUUUUAAAGAAAAUAACGAUUAAAAGAAAAAAUAAAGUCGUAAUUAAUCGUCACCUAUGAUAAAAAUAAAUACAAAAAAAAAUAAACACUUUCGAAUGGAUUAUCACUUGAAUUUAGCAUGAACGACUUCUUAGAUAUUGAGAAAAAAAUAAAUAAAAAUUACAUAAACCAUUGUUAAUUGAAAAAUUAAAUAAACAAAAAAAAAAAACAUUAGUU